Molecule: messenger RNA, 1031 nt
Organism: Salvelinus namaycush (lake trout)
Lineage: Eukaryota; Metazoa; Chordata; Actinopteri; Salmoniformes; Salmonidae
Product: ADP-ribosylation factor-like protein 3
Exons: 6
Coding region: 49-597 (182 amino acids)
Biological process (GO): cilium assembly
Cellular component (GO): cytoplasm; microtubule cytoskeleton
Molecular function (GO): GTPase activity; GTP binding
Source: RefSeq, a predicted model, not a curated record
AGGGGCCCUAGUAACAUCGGUAGCGUAUUGGGGAGAUAAAGCAACAAGAUGGGUUUGCUGUCAAUCCUUCGGAAGCUAAAGAGCACACCAGAUCAGGAGGUUCGGAUCUUGUUGCUGGGUUUGGACAACGGGGGAAAGACCACUCUGCUGAAACAACUGGCUUCCGAGGACAUCAGUCACAUCACCCCCACACAGGGCUUCAACAUAAAGAGUGUUCAGUCUCAGGGUUUUAAGUUGAAUGUGUGGGACAUCGGGGGACAGAGGAAGAUCAGACCCUACUGGAGAAACUACUUUGAGAACACUGAUGUGCUGAUUUACGUCAUCGACAGUGCAGACAGAAAAAGAUUUGAGGAGACGGGGCAGGAGCUGGCUGAGCUGUUGGAUGAGGAGAAGCUGAGUGGGGUUCCAGUGCUGAUAUUUGCCAACAAGCAGGACCUGCUGACGGCAGCCCCAGCCUCUGAGAUCGCUGAGGGACUUAACCUGCACACCAUCCGGGACCGCGUCUGGCAGAUCCAGUCCUGCUCUGCCCUCACCGGGGAGGGGGUACAGGACGGAAUGAACUGGCUCUGCAAGAGUGUCAAUGCUAAGAAGAAGUAGCACAGAUGUCCGUUUUCACACACCCCUGAGCCUUUGGGAGGACGGGGUGUACCUGUGAAUGUACACACUAAAUCAACAUGGACUUGAAGAGUUUUUAACCGCCUGGCUGGCCUCUACACAUUGUUUACUAAACUACAACUCUCGCUAGAACUACAACUUCCAUGUUGCUCUUCAAAAUGGAGUGGGGGUACAAAGGGAACUCAUCCCAGGAGACCAGAGACCCCCCUCCCCAGCCUAACCAUCCCACCUCCAGCCCGUCCUAACCAUUCCACCUCCACUCCUUCAAGACACCCCAGCCUAACCAUCCCACCUCCACUCCUUCAAGACAUUCCACCCCAGCCUAACCAUCCCACCUCCACUCCUUCAAGACACUCCACCCCAGCCUAACCAUCCCAACUCCACUCCUUCAAGACAUCCCACCUCCACUCUUUCAA